GCAUCUUAAUGGACAUGGGCAGCGCACAAGAGGGAAAGCAAAGUUCAUCAGGUGCAAAGCACUGAGCGGAUGUCGGUGAAAGCGAUGCAAACCAGGAGGCUCCUCGGUGUGGGAACUAUGCUGGGAACGUGCACAGUUAAUGAGUGGAUUUCUAAUGGGAUUAUUCUGUCCUCUGGCCCCACUCGCUCUUGCUUUGACUGCAGACUCAGCCUGGGAACCUCCAUCCUUUCCUUGAAAAAUAUAAAUCUGUCUGGUGUGCAGCUCCCCGCUGUAUCUGUGUGUGGUUUGUUCUUGUAACUCUGACGAGUGCCUUGGCAAUGCAGCUUUUGUGGUAGCAGUCACUUCUCUCUGGUUAAAACACAGAAUAGUCAGGCAGGGGCAGUUCCUGAGGGGGGCUGAGAACCUACAACCUCCAUUGACAGAGAAGGGUGGGUUACACAGAACCUCUCAGGCUCCAGCCUAACACCUUGUUGUUGAAGACACCUCCCCAAAGGGGCUGUUCUCCCCUUUGUGUGUGUGUCAGGGCAGGGGUAGAUUUCAUCUCCGGGGGAGGAGUCCUUAUUUUCCUUUUUUUUUUUUUUUUUUUUUUUUUCUCCAUGUGAAUUUAGUGCUCAUGCAAAAUGGGUGCCCCACAGAACAGCCCUCCCCUCCCCCCGCCAACCAGCAUGGUAUGGUAUAGGCAGCAGCACAACCAGCUUACCCCCAUCGGACUAGAUGGCUCUGGUCCUUGUGUGGGCACGAGUGGAAUUGUCAAGGCACCUCGCAGUGCUUACUGGAGAACGCAGGGACUACUCCCGCCGCAAGGGACUAAUCCCUCCCUGAGCUCACCUGGGGGCAGCAUGACCCAGGGCCUCUUUAAUGCCAUGGUCUGGUCCAUUGCCACAAAUUGUGGGAGGGUAUUUUCAUCUCCUUGACUUUUCUGCUGAUACGGCCAACAUGGAACCCGGCUGGGUGUGUGCUGUGAUGGGGACACCUGCCUGAAACGCUGAAGUCAUUUCACCUCCAUCCCCAAACAGCCAUCAGGUGGUAAUGACUUUCAGUCUCUAGACAGGAUUUGAACCAGCAAAUGAAGGGCAAAGAACCUCCACUGAGGUGAGUUAUGCACAUACGUUGAAGGGCGAUCACCCAACUAAGCGUGCAAUGGAGAGAUCAGUCCUCCAGAAUCUACUGCACUGCAGAGGUUGGGUUUUUACUCCUUGCCAUCACUUAAGUUGCAAAUGAACUCCUCUGCAAAACGGUGCCGCUCUGUUACCUCUUAGUAAUAUACAGAGCCCAAAUCCAAACUGGAUGGUGCUACAUUCAAAACACACAACCACCCCGCUGCCCACUCCCCAGCUCUUCCUUGGGGCAAUUAGCACUAAAUGAAGCAAUUACUUUGGCAGCAGAAUCAGCUCGCUGUCUUGUUGGGGUGGGGUGGGAGGAGGCAAAACGGCAUAAAGCUUAUUCUCUGCAUUCUCUCUGUAGAAAAUGGCCAUGCGUAAUUUAUUCUCCCUGGCUGCUGCAGUAUAACUUUAAUGCACACCGAUUCUAUUACCAGCAAAACCCGCAAAGCUGACCUCGGCUCUUGGGAGCUCACUACAGAUGUCAGAACAACCCGAAAGUUACGAAAGGGCACAGCCAUGUUCCCCCCCAUCAGUGCAGUUGGCUGUGACUACAAUGUACUCCAGACCUAAGAGUCUUUACCAGUGGGAUAACUCUGCUGCUAAAGAUUCUGUGGAGAGCCUGUCUCACACCACCUCGUCCCUCCAGCCCUCGCCAGCCGUCUCCACCCAUACCUCAAGGGUCGCAGACCCCUCCUCCUCUGUAGGCAGUGCCACCACGGACGCCUCUGCUUCCGAAGAGACCAGGAGUGAGUCGGAGUCAGUCUUCCUCCCCGAUUACCUCUUCCUAUCGAACUGCGAGACGGGCAAGUUCAAUCAUAUCAGAUGUGACAGCUGGUCAAAUUCCGACAGAUCCCUGGAGCAGGCCUCAUCAGAUGACGUUUUUGUUGAUGCCUUGCAGUCUCAACCCUCCCUUCACGUACAGCCAUCUGGCAACGGCGUGGUGCACCAGGAUGGGGGCCAGCCAGCUAAUCAUGGGAUUCUACCCAGAAGCAUAGACAUUAGCGGGCCGUUCAGUGAUGUCUCCUCCUCCUCUCCGCUCUCAGGGCCUCCUUUAACACCAACCUUUCAGAUUGAUAAAAGCCAAGCCGCGCUGCCCUAUGGCGUAACCGAACUGGAUAUUUUGUCUAACACGCCACCACCCCGGCCACCCAAACCAACCCAUUUCUCAGACCGGAGCGGGGAGGAGCCAUCCAACGGGGCUCUUCAGAAUGGACACGGUGGGAUCUGCGGGGCUCAGAUUGCCUUGGUGCCGAGAAGAAUCUCCUUGUCCAGUUUGGAUAACGUGCGGCACUGGAAAGCCAGCAUGGAAGGAAGCUCUCUCAGAAGUCGAGAUAAGAGGCUUAGUUUGAAUUUGCCGUGUCGAUUCACCCCACUCUACUCUUCAGCAUCGGACAGUACGGAGGACAGUUAUGUACCUAUGCACCCCAGCACCUCUCCGCCCAUCCCAGGAUCAGAUUGCUCACCCGAUGGCUACACUCCCAUGAGCCCAAGCUCAGCGACCUUUACCUUUCCUGUAGUCAACAAUGACAAACUCUCCAGUCCACUGCCAGAACUUCCCACAGACCUGGAACCACCUCCAGUGAAUCGAGAUCUCAAGCCCCGUAGGAAAUCACGACCCCCUCCGCUGGAUCUGAGAAACCUCUCCACCAUCCGGGAACACGCUACCUUGACCAGGAUGUGGACUGUGCCUUACAAUCGAACGAGCUUUAUCUCUCCAGAUAGAGACGGUAUUAAUUCAGCAAGAAUAUUUGCCAAUUCCGUUUCCGGAGAAGAGGAAGAAAGUUACAUUCAAAUGGAGCACAGCCAGGCAACAUCUCCAUGCAGUGGUGCUUUCCCAUGGUCAAGGAAGUCCAACCUUGAUUACUUAGCAUUGGAUUUUAAUUCCGCUUCCCCAUCCCCUGUACAGAAGAAACCUUUUCUCUCGGAAGAGCAGAGAGUAGACUAUGUCCAGGUAGAUGAACAGAAGACUCAAGCCCUACAGAACACUAAACAGGAAUGGACAGAUGUGAGGCAAUCUAAAGUUUAAAGGAGGAAGGAUUGGGGUUUGGUUUUUUGCACUGGAACAACAUUGUUAACCAAACAGCUGUAACAGCAGAGUUCAAAGGCAGACAGAGUGUAAGAACCUGGUGGUCUCUAGAGGAAUCACAUUUUUAAGGGAAAACCUUCAAGUUCAGCUGGAAAUAGUAUGUUGAAUGAGUGGUUUAUAGGAUUAUUAAAGUAACACAUUAAUCUUCUUUGCCACCCCUUGCAAGCAAGUUACAUGGUACAGUUUUAUGGCCUGAUUGCGGGAGUCACACAUUUAAUGGUAACAAAUGCCACUACAUGUUGCAUUUAUCUAUUUAACCCCGCCUUCUCCCUGUAUUAUGUAACUCCUUGUUGCUAAGGCUGUUUUUUGAUAUUCUACAAAUAUGCAGGUGCUAAGGCUGCUUAUAGCUUCUGGUAUCGGACAGGUGUUGGUGACUAAUCGACCAAGGGCUAAAAUACUGAAAUAAUAAAAAGCAGAACUUUUUAAUAUAUAUAUAUAUAGAGAGAGAGAGAGUGCUUAAGCAAACAGAAUUUUGGAGAAUAUUUUUCCCCCAGAUAUAAUGUCUGACUUUGAGUGACACUGUUAGAGACUAUAAAUAGGUCUUUGCACUGAUGGAACUGGAAUGCGUGGUAGUCAGCACCCCGACUGACGUUCAUCAUAUUGAAUUUCUUCUUUCUGUUGCGGUUCACGUCAUCACCGUUUCCGUCCAAUUGCUCCCGAUGUUUUCGCUCUGGUGUGAGGACUUUCUUCAGCACAACACGGCAGCUCCUCUGACAGGAAGCUGCUGACACACAAUUCUUCGCUGGCCAAAAAAUAAAAAAAGGAAGCUGUGCAUGAGCCUGUUUCUACAAGCCUUGGAAAGGUUGGCAAAAUAUCAAGCAUGUUUUUGUCUGAACUGCAAAAGAAGAAAUGCAAACAAAAUUCCUGAUAACGGUGAUCGACCUGAGCGUUUUGUUAGCCUCAUCCUAGCAAAAGAGGUAAUUAGGAAACACAGUCUUAGUCGGGAACUCAGGUAAUAAUGAGGGAAGUAGCAUUGUUAGGCGAGCAACUCUGCCUUGUAAAACAGCCACUUAAUACACUUCAGUGAUGUGAAGACCUGUAUUCAGGAAGCUUAUUUUCUUUAGUAUUUCUUAUGGGGGCAAUCUCAGGAUCAGAUAAGUGUAUGUUUUAUAAUGUAUUUAACUUUAUUAGUUUGCUUAAAAUCCUUAUUUCAAGAUGUGCACAGGCAGUUCAAAUCAAGAAAGUGCAGCACCCUUCAGUUAUCUCAAUGGGUUCAGUCUUGAAGUCUUUACUUAUGCAAGAGAUCCCACUGGUUUUACUGGGACCACUCUUGUGAGCAAGGACCUCAGAAUCAGGAGCUUUAUGAAGGAUUUUCCUUCAUGCUGGAUCCAAACUCACAUUCCUCCUCCUCAUACCUGCUGAUAUCACACUAUGUUACUGUAAAUUAUUGACAUCCAAAAAAUGCUGAAUUACCAAACUGGGAUUAGAAAAAAUGUUGUUUAUGUCAAAGAAAUGACUCUGAUGUCCUUUCAAGCUUCUAUCAUAUGUUUCAUGCAUUUUGUAUUAUUGUCACGCAUUUGGGCCCAUAGGAAGGUUGAAAGCGAUGACUACCUGAUUCUCACUGUACCGCUAGUAGAGGGCAGCUUAGUUGAUGGAAACAUCAUUUUCUCCUACCUCAAGAUAGCUGAAGUGUUUGCAGUUCUUGCUGCUUCAUCAGAGCAAAACACAUUUGUGACUCUGCGAUGAAUGUUCGUUCAGUUUUGCUAGUGAGAAUGACAGGGUUUACCCGUGCAUUUAUUGACUCGGAGGCAAAUCACACACCCCAGUCUGCAGGCACCAAGUGUCAUGGAUUAGAGCUGAUUGGAAAAUGGGGUGUUUCUGCCUUCUGCAGAAAAGGUUGACUUUUUGUCCAAAAAAAAAAAAUUGGCUGAAAAAUGCCAAUUUUGGCCAGAAAGAUAUAGACAAAAGCUCAAUAUUUUCUGCAGAAAGCACGCGUCUAGUGAAAAUUUUAAUUUUGUUGAAAAACCAAUUUUCUGUUGAUAAACAGGUUAGAAAGAGGGAAAUCUUCAACCAGCUUUAUCCUGGAUGCAGUUUUGCUGCAUGAGAGGCAGGAUUCAGGGAGCCUGCCUGUGCUCAGUGGUACAGAGCACACCUCUGUGGAGGCUGGCACGGAUCCGAAGUACCACACCUACAAAGAGGUUUGCCUUCCUGCCCAAAAGCAUUCCCUUUAUUUUGAGGAGGUAGGCAAGAUAUCCGCCUGUGUCUAUUGGGCUAUGCCAGUGUUUCCCAAACUUGGGACACCGCUUGUUCAGGGAAGGCCCCUGGCAGGCCGGGCCGGUUUGUUUACCUGCUGUGUCUACAGGUUCGGCCGAUCGCGGCUCCCACUGGCCGCGGUUUGCCGCUGCAGGCCAAUGGGGGCUGUGGGAAGCAGCGGCCGGUACGUCCCUCGGGAAACACUAGGCUAUGCAAAUGGUCAGUCGCUGAAUGUGCUUUGUGCAUACUGAAGUACUGACAAGGAAACACAAGACAAGGUGAGCUUUACAGCAAGAGAGCAGCACGCUUAGGAGCAGUGAGAGGUACAAAUCAAAGCAGGUGCUACCCUAGAAGUGGGGGAAUGAAAUUGCAUUACACUGCCCUGGCCCCCAAAUGCUCAGUGAUAGCGAGAUAGCUUCUCAGUCAUUUUAAAGUAAAACUUUAAUAAAAACUAUUCUGUGUUUUACUGGAAUAUGUUCUUCCAUGAUGUAAGAAAAAUACUCUGGAGCAGAAAAAUACAAAGUCAAAAGUUUUAAAGAAAAAUAGAAGGGGAUGUUUUCCCCCACUAUUCUUACUUCUUUGAAAUAUUUAAACUUUGGCAGAUGCACUGAAGAGUCACUGAGGAGUCUAGAAAGUGUCUUUUCUGUCAAUUUUCAGAGUAGCAGCCGUGUUAGUCUGCAUCUGAAAAAAGAACAGGAGUACUUGUGGCACCUUGGAGACUAACAAAUUUAUUAGAGCAUAAGCUUUCAUGGGCUACAGCCCACUUCAUCGGAUGCAUAGAAUGGAACAUAUAGUAAGAAGAUAUAUAGAUAUAGAUAUAUGUAUACACACACAUACAGAGAAGGUGGAAGUUGCUAUACAAACUGUAAGGCUCAUUAAUUAAGAUGAGCUAUUAUCAGCAGGAGAGAAAAACUUCCAUCCCACCGUCAACUUCAGCCUAGACCAAUCCACACAAGCGGUCCAUUUCCUGGACUCUACUGUGCUAAUAAGCGAUGGUCACAUAAACACCACCCUAUACCGGAAACCUACUGACCACUAUACUUACCUAUAUGCCUCCAACUUUCAUCCAGACCACACCACACGAUCCAUUGUCUACAGCCAAGCUCUAAGAUACAACUGCAUUUGCUCCAACCCCUCAGACAGAGACAAACACCUACAAGAUCUCUAUCAAGCAUUCUUAAAACUACAAUAGCCACCUGCUGAAGUGAAAAAACAGAUUGACAGAGCCAGAAGAGUACCCAGAAGUCACCUACUACAGGACAGGCCCAACAAAGAAAAUAACAGAACGCCACUAGCUGUCACCUUCAGCCCCCAACUAAAACCUCUCCAGCGCAUCAUCAAAGAUCUACAACCUACCCUGAAAAAUGAUCCCUCACUCUCACAGAUCUUGGGAAACAGACCAGUCCUCACUUACAGACAGCCCCCCAACCUGAAGCAAAUACUCUCCAUCAACGACACACCACACAACAAAAACACUAACCCAGGAACCUAUCCUUGCAAAAAAGCCCAAUGCAAACUCUGUCCACAUAUUUAUUCAAGUGACACCAUCAUAGGACCUAAUCACAUUAGCCACACCAUUAGGGGCUCGUUCACCUGCACAUCUACCAAUGUGAUAUAUGCCAUCAUGUGCCAGCAAUGCCCCUCUGCCAUGUACAUUGGCCAAACCUGACAGUCUCUACGCAAAAGAAUAAAUGGACACAAAUCUGACAUCAGGAAUCAUAACAUUCAAAAACCGGUAGGAGAACACUUCAACCUCUCUGGCCACUCAGUAAAAGACUUAAGGGUGGCAAUUUUGCAACAGAAAAGCUUCAGAAACAGACUCCAAUGAGAAACUGCUGAGCUUGAAUUAAUAUGCAAACUAGAUACCAUUAACUUGGGUUUGAAUAGAGACUGGGAGUGGCUGGGUCAUUACACAUAUUGAAUCUAUUUCCCCAUGUUAAGUAUCCUCACACCUUCUUGUCAACUGUCGAAAUGGGCUAUCUUGAUUAUCGCUACAAAAGUUUUUUUCUCCUGCUGAUAAUAGCUCAUCUUAAUUAAUUAGCCUCUUACAGUUUGUAUGGCAACUUCCACCUUCUCUGUGUGUGUAUAUAUACAGUAUCUUCUUACUAUAUGUUCCAUUCUAUGCAUCCGAUGAAGUGGGCUGAAGCCCAUGAAAGCUUAUGCUCUAAUAAAUUUGUUAGUCCCUAAGGUGCCGCAAGCACUCGUUCUUUUUUCCAUCAAUGUUUCUGAGAGAUGGGCCCCAACCAUAAACCUGGAUCUGAAUAUCCCUGAACGUGGGUCUAUAUCUAGUGUCUAUAUCUAGUACCUCCUGCCUGCCACUGGCACCACACCUGACCCUGCAAGGCCGUGCUGCUUUUAACCUUCACUUUUUAUCCAGAAACUAACUUUUCCCCCCAUGAUCCAGUGUAGCAAUCCAUUUCCCUCUGAUAUAUGUGGUAACUCUCAUCGGCAUUAACAUGUGGGUAUAAUGUGGGGAAAUGCAAGCAACUGAGUUUGGGUUUUGGUGAAAGUUAAAAGCAAUGCUGACCGCACCUUGAUCACAAUGAAACGUGUUUUUGCAAACAACUGGGUGUUUCCUUCUUACUCAAAUGGAGAAUUCCACAGUGUGACAAACUAGAGUAACAGCGUUAUUUUCCAGUACACUUGUGUAUUAACCUGCUAUUGUUCAAGGUUCCAGUCUGAAUACAGUUGCGCCCCCUUGUAGAUCAGCUAUUCCACCUGUUAGGUAGUUGUAAUUACUAUGGCAUUACAGUGUGUUAUUGUGCCAUCAGAACUCUUGGCAUCACUAUGACCUAACGGCAGGAGAAAAAAGGUAUUACAGUGAAAGCAGGAGCCCGUAUUUACUUUAACACUCUCAUCACUGACCCUCAGCCAAAGAAGAGAGGGAAGCGAAAAGCACCUGGAAAUGGGUUUAGCUUUUAACAGUGACACAUCUGAAAACGUUACCUAGUCUGAGAAUCCUUCUUUAGUACUAGUUAUGGAAUCAGCCAAACCGCAGCUUACUGAAGCACAGAAUGCACCCUUCCUUGACUGGGGGCUAAUUCUUUAUUAUUUCAUUAUUUUUAUUUAUUUAUUUUAAAAAAAUUAAGAACACAGAUGAAGAGGGAGGUGUGGCCCUCGGUGGGGCAAUCUAGCUAACAGCAGCUGGGGCUGUAGUUUCUUUUUAAAUUGUCUUUUGGGGGGAAUCUGCUGAAGGCAUGGUCCAGCACAUGUCCUUCAGCAGUGCCUUAUCCAACCACUUUUUUUUUUUUAUUUAAGCCAGAGGGGAGCAUUAGACUUUUGUUUAAUUAUAAAUGUAGCUUGGUUCAAUAGAGCAUUCAGAUGAAGUUCAGUAGCAUGGCAAAGUGAAAAGUAAACAAGCAAAGUGGUUUUAGUCCAUGUGCUUCUCAUGAGAGAUCCACGUGGUUGGAAUGUUAUGUUGAUCAGUUGUAUUUUUCCAAGCAAUUGGACACAGCAGGUUUAUGAGCGAGAGCAUUAAUGUCUACUCAUCGGAAAAAGGAAAACCGUUUCCCCCGGUGUCUUCCUUUGCCUGAGAGUGCUAUCCCUUAAAGAGGCAGGAUCCCUUCUAAUCAGCCACACGGUGCUCUGAAGAAUCUGCCAUCCCAUUUGUAAAUCUUUGUUAGCGUGAGCUGAUCUGCCUCUGUGAAUAGCAGGCUGAUACAGGAUGGACCAUACAAUUCUAACUCCUUAAUUUGGGCCAAACCCCGCUGUUUUUACUCAGGCAGAACUUCCACUGAUCUCAGUAGAGACAGCAGAUUUGAACUAUUGUUUCUCAAUUUCUGUGAGUAUGUCUGCACUGCAGCUGGGAGGUGAGAUUCUUAGUGUGGGCAGACAGACUCACGCUAGCUCGCUGAAAUAGCAGUGUGAAACUGACAGCGGCUCCGGCUAGCCAUCUGAACUCAGAACCCUGGGGCAAAUGGGCUUGGACUUGGGCAACUAGCCCCAGCUGCUGCCCAGGCCGCAACAUCCACGCUGCUAUUUUUAGCGUGCUGGCUCAAGCUGAGCUAGCACAGGUCUGUCUGCCUUUGCUGGGAAUCACACCUCCCAGCUGCAGCAUAGACAUCCCCUGUAUGCUACAAUACAAUACGGUGCUCAUUCAACAAAGCACUUGAGCCCCUGCUUAAUCACAUGCUUAAGGCCUUUGCUGAGCAGGGAGGGAUUUAAGUGCUUGCUUAAAAUUAAGCACAUGCUCAGAUUCUUUCCUGUGUGGGGCUUAAGCCAUAUUCUGCAGUCUAUAUGAUUUGAGCAAGGAUUUGCAGGACCCCAGGACCCUUUUGCUCAGAGGAUAAAAUAUAUUUUUCACUUAGUUCUAAGGCCACCAUCACAUGCAGCAGCAUUAAUUACAUUAGAGGCAGAAAUGAUUGCAUUAUAACUGAAAAAUCUCAACAUGUUUCUAACUUAAGACCAGUGUUUUCAAUCAGUUCACUUCAGCCAGGGGUAGAGCUCCUUCUUUUCACUGUUGCUAGUGCUGUAAUAGAUGUGGGUUUGGGGACUGCAUUCAUUUUAAAUAAUUCAGUGGCUUAGGAAUUAAAAGACCAUCAGAUGCUGUGAUCAGAAUGAAGUGCAGGGCAAUGCCUUUUCUUUGUUCCCCUGUUCUGCAGAAUUCCUCAGGUUAAAAAAAAAAAGUCACCAAAAUAACAGACUUUUUUCAAUUUCAAAGCCAGGGUAUUUGUUGAUCAAAUAAAAAUAAAUAAAUAAAUGAAGUCUUGUGCAAACAAAGCAUUACACUUUGUAUAUGUAAAUCUUUGGGAAAGCAUUAAAACAGUCAUCUCUGGUAUGAAGGAUUAAAAGUCAUUAAACAGAGGAGAGCGACUCUGUCUUCCUGCUGUUUCAUUGUGAUGUUUGUUGUAUAUAUUUGCACAUUAAACUGUGUUCCUUUUUUUUCUAAUAAACUAAGAUAAAAUUUAA
Molecule: messenger RNA, 10290 nt
Organism: Chelonia mydas (Green sea turtle)
Lineage: Eukaryota; Metazoa; Chordata; Testudines; Cheloniidae
Gene: GAB3
Product: GRB2 associated binding protein 3
Exons: 9
Coding region: 1582-3129 (515 amino acids)
Source: RefSeq, a predicted model, not a curated record